GAUAACGGUCACGUUCAACAUCAAUAACAGCAUUCCACCCUCAGUCGAUGAAGAAACACAAGAAGAGCAGAAACCUGAUGAGCAGGAGCCUGAUCUUACGUCAACUCCAAACUUCGUUGUGGAAGUAAUAAAAGAUGAUACAAAACAGACCCUUGUUCUUGACUGCCAUUAUCCCGAAGACGAGGUUGGACAAGAGGGAGAGGAAGAAAGUGAUAUUUUCACAAUUCGGGAGGUCAGCUUUCAGCCCACUGGAGAAUCGGAUUGGAAGGACACCAACUACACCCUCAAUACGGAUUCCCUUGACUGGGCUCUGUACGAUCAUUUAAUGGAUUUCCUGGCUGAUCGAGGAGUGGACAACACGUUUGCUGAUGAGUUAAUAGAGCUCAGCACCGCACUGGAGCACCAGGAGUACAUUAAAUUCCUUGAAGACCUUAAAAGCUUUGUCAAAUGUCAGUAGGUUAGGCUAGGAAAUGUAUCUUCAAGUGUGGGUAUUCCACAGCACUGCUCAGCCAGCAAUACCCAAAUAUAUCUUCACAACAGAUAUGGAGAGUAAGUAACUUUGCAGUUGGAAAUGAACACCAUGGGAGAAGGAGGAUUCUCACUUGUAUUUGUGGAUUUGUAUUUAUGGUGCAGCCCAGAUCAAGUUCUCUAACAUUACGGUCCGAAAUUGCCUCGCCCUACUUGGUGGUUUUUGUACAAUUAAGAAUGAAUGUGAAGAAUAAAAUCUGUUCAACAUAUCACUGAAAA
This is a messenger RNA of Pelecanus crispus (Dalmatian pelican), 747 nucleotides long. NCBI's taxonomy places the organism in Eukaryota, Metazoa, Chordata, Aves, Pelecaniformes, Pelecanidae. The record is from RefSeq and is a predicted model, not a curated record.